AUGAAAUAAUCUUUUCUCGGAGAAAAGCAUUUAAUAAAGCUUUGUGUCUUGAGCCCCAAAUACACUAAAGACUUUAUCGCCUAAUUGCAUUCGCAACAUUCUAUUGCUGUUUAGAACCCAGAGAACAAAAAUGAAUUAAAUAAGGAAACAAUGAAGCAGUUUUACAAAGUUUGGAGCGGUUUAACUAAAUAUCUCAAAAGCUAAUGUGAUAAAAGUAGAUGUGUGGAUUUCCCUUUAGUUGGUAGAUUCCUUAAAAAGAACAUAAAUGAUAGGGAAAUCACAAUAUUUGUGCCUCACAUUGACUUCGUUGAGUCAGGAAGAUUCAAGUUUCUUGAAAAUGAUAGCAAUGUCUCCCCUCUGAAUAAAUAAGUUUAGAUUGAAGUUUCAAGAUAGUCUAAGGAGAUAAAACUAGACCUCAAAAUUGGCUUUUUGCAUUCAUUUCCUAAUGGUGACCUAUAGUUUGAAAACUAUGAUUAACCUGAAAAUUAUGAAAAUGAGAGAUUUGAGCCUAGAUAACUACAACAAGGUUAGAAUGACAAUCCCUACGAAACCUAUUCUAUAUUGCAAUCAAACGCUUCUAAAUCUAUUGCAGGAUACAGUCAUUAGUUCUCAGUUAGAACUCCACAGACAUAUGGGGAAAAAUCAGUUUAUAGUAAGACUCACUCACAAAUGAAUAGAACCGUCAAUGAUUGGAGCAAGAAGAGAUGGAGUAAUGUAGUUAAAAAGAACUAGGAUGACAAUAAGACUGAAAUUUAUAGUAAAUUCUCAAAAGGAAGAUUAAAUAACAGCGAUUAUGACUUUGUGGCUGAGUAGAUGAAGAAAAAUGAAUUCAUUAGUAAUGAAACAUUCGAGGCGUUUAUGGCUAAGAAGAUGAAGACUAGACCUGGUAAGAGAAUUAAGUUUCCACAAACCACCUAAGCUGAAAAUUAAAAAGAACUACUAGAUCAGUAUCUAACCUAGAUAAGGGAUAAGGAAAGAAAGAAGUUAGAAGAUAGAAGAUAAAAGAUUGAUGAGGAAAAGUAAAAUCUGGAGCAGCUCACUUAGUAAAUCAUAAUUGAGAACUAAAAGAUGAAUAUAACCUCUCAAACUAAGAAAAUCAAGUUUAAAGAAGGCAUUGAGGAGGGUAAGCACGAGAAAAAUUAAGUCAAAUUAAUGGAAAGAGAGGCUAAGUUCAAUGAAAGUCCAACUUAUUUUUUCCCAUUUACACAUGGCGAUCAUAUUGAAAAGCAGAGAGAGCAUAUCAGACAAGAACUAAGGGAUGAUCUCUAAAAUGCCAUUAGAUCUAGCUCUAAUGUGGUUAAAGGCCAAUCUGGAGAUUAUACUGAAAGAGCAUACCAGAAUAGGGAUAGCACUCAGAGAUCAAACACACCAUCGUUGCUAAAUGCUACACAUAGAACAUAUUUUCAUCCUUAAGGAGAUAAAAAAUAAGAAGAAUUACGAUAGAGAUUUGUUUAAGAGCAACCUAACUUCAUUAAACCACAUGAUAUUCACAGAUCAAGAGUAGCGGAUGAGACGAAAGUUCAAGAUGCUUUAGUUAAUGCUAGAUAAAGAUUUGAAUAAGAACUUAUGUUAAAGAAGAAGUUUAACUAGGAUAACAUUGCUGAAGUUUAGAGACAAGUUGAAGAGAGUAACAGUUACUAUCACUAAAUGGAGUAGUAAAAGAAACAACAAAUGCUUGAGACAAGAAAAAUCUUGGAACAACAAAUGAAAGAAGAAUAGUAUAGGAAGUAUUUGCAAAAGAAUGAGAUUAAGAUCCCCACUAAUACCACAUAUGGCCCUUAAGAAACAGAAGAGAUUAGUCAGCUUUUGAGAGACAAGAAAUUGGUUGAAUAAGAAAAUAUGAGAAAAAUCUUAAUGGAACAAAUGAAAGGAAAGAGUGACAAUGUUCAUAUGUAAAAAUAAAUUGAAAGGGAGUUGGAGAAGAUAAAUCUUUAAAAGAUUUCUAAGCUUCUUGAGGAUCAAUAAAGUGUUGAAAAAAGUAAAGACAAAUCAAAUAAAAAUUAAUACAAGGAGGUAUGGCUUGAUCAAGCCAGUAUGGGGCAUAGACUAAAAGCCGAAGAAAAGGUGUUAUGA
Molecule: messenger RNA, 2073 nt
Organism: Stylonychia lemnae
Lineage: Eukaryota; Ciliophora; Spirotrichea; Sporadotrichida; Oxytrichidae
Source: the annotation of a GenBank genome assembly